Messenger RNA from Malassezia restricta, 5106 nucleotides. Its product is annotated as nucleolar pre-ribosomal-associated protein 1. The record is from RefSeq and is a predicted model, not a curated record. Lineage: Eukaryota; Fungi; Basidiomycota; Malasseziomycetes; Malasseziales; Malasseziaceae. The transcript has a single exon. Gene Ontology annotation, biological process: maturation of 5.8S rRNA from tricistronic rRNA transcript (SSU-rRNA, 5.8S rRNA, LSU-rRNA); maturation of LSU-rRNA from tricistronic rRNA transcript (SSU-rRNA, 5.8S rRNA, LSU-rRNA). Gene Ontology annotation, cellular component: nucleolus. Bases 1 to 5106 code for a protein of 1701 amino acids.
AUGACGCGCCCGUCGGCCAGCGAGCUGUGUGAGCAGCUAGCGAGUCCGAGUGCGGACGUUGUAGCCCGUGCGCUGGGCGAAGUGCGAGCAUGGACUCGACUGCAUCCAUCUGAGCUCGGUGACUAUGGCGAUGCGAUUAUGAUUCGUGCGUCGGACGAGCGACUGCGAUGGACGGUGGCGCUCUGUACGGAGGGGGCGAUACCCCGAGUGCUCGAUGCGUGGACGCUCGCAGAGAAGCGCGAUGUGCACCCGCUGCGUAUUUUGGUGUUUCAGGUGCUGGCGCAGAUCCUGCAUCUGCUCUCGUGCCAUCAGCCGAAUCAUGUGCAUGGCGAUGCGCUCCUUACGACGCUGCUGGACCCUGCUUCGCCGUGGAUGGCGCAUAUCCAGGAAAGUGUGUCGCGUGCAUCGCAGCCGACGAAGCGUGAUAAGGCGAGUGCCGACAUGAUCCGGCUGCUACUGGCGCUGCGGCUGUGCACGGCGAUGGCCAUGUAUGCGCGUGGCAAGUAUGCGCAGAUGGUGUGGGAGCGCUUCCAUUGGACGAGCGAAGCGCAUGCGCGCAUGGCGUCGAUGCGACGGCGAGCGGGCGCGCAAGCGGUGAGUAUGCGCGACAUGGACGUGCGCACGCAGUACCUGGCGUUUCUGCUGGCUAUGCUCACGCAGACGUAUUCGACCGCCCUCAAGAUGGUCGUGCUGGAUAUCGGGACCGAUGCGUGGCAAGCGCUAUGUCGUGGUAUCACGAGUGAUCCGCCCGACGUUGUGCGCUUCGUGCUCCUGGUCGUGCACGAGGAGGUGUGCAAGGACGAGCAGCUGGCGCGGAGUGUCAAGGCCAAGUUUCUGGGCGAUGUGUGCCCGCUGCUGUUGGGGCUGUACGCGCGCGAGCGUGAGGAGGCUGGGAGCACGAGCGUCGCGGACGUCGUGCACCACUUUCUGCUGAGCACGGCGACGCAUCCCGGCUUCGGCAUGUGCUAUGCGGACCGUGGAUGGUACGGCCGCGAUGGGCAGGACAGCGAUACCCUACACAACAAGAUGCUCCUGCAUUUGGUGCGCAAGCUGGAUGUGACGAAUGAUUUGCGGCAGCAGGAGCUGGCGCUGCGUAUCUGCGAGGCGUGUCCGGAGCUCGUGGGCCCUGUGUUGGCGCGCGCGGUGAUCGACGUGCGUGCGGAUCAGACGGCGUGCUACGUGCACUGGGCGUACGUCGGACGUGUGCUGCAGCUGCCUGUGCCGGCGCUCGGCGCGCUGCCUCCGCCGCGCGCUACGAUUCUCGCGCACACGGCGCCGGAGCCGGUGUGCCGCGCCGUUGCCAAGGCACUCGCGCCGAGCCACGCGCUGCUGCAGUAUGUGGCGUGCACGGUGUGUGCCUGCAUGCUCGAGCGCAUGUGUGCGUUCCGUCGCGCGGCGUCGCAGGCCGCGCAAGCGGCCGAGGAAGGGCCCGAUGGGCCGUGGACGCGGUGCGUGGCGUCGCUGGAGCUUGCGUGGCGCACGCGUCUUCCCGCGAUCGAGCUGGUUGCGCCGCUCAUGCACAAGGCCUGUGCGAUGCAGCGCGAGGCGGCGCUGCGUGUGCUGGCGCUGUACAUGGAGGCGCUGCCCGGCACGGCGUUCGACACGCACUGGGAUGCGGGCUCCCUGCUGACGCGAGCGUUCUUGGAUCCGCCGCCGACGGGACUGCAUUGGGAGCGCGUGUCGCAGAUGCACGUCCUGCGCAUGCUCAUGUCGGCGUCCGUCGACAUGCUGAGCAAAGUGCCGACGCCGUGGCCUGCGCAUGCGCGGCGCUCGUACGCGCACUUUGUCCUCGUGGCGUACACGCGAGCGGCGCCGGCGCUGCGUGCGCAGUGUGCGGCGCUGCUGCGGCACUGGCUCGGGCGCACGGCGGUGCUGACGCACGAUCCCACUGAGCUGGAUGCGUGGCUCGUGCCGCUCGACGACGACGCGGACGUGCUGGCGUUCUGGGACGACUGCCUCGUGCGGUGUGUGCGCACGCCGUACCGCUACGCCGAGCGCAUACGCGAGCUGGUCGGCGAGCAUGCGGCGAUGAGCCCGCUCCUCGCGGUCGUGUGGGAGCAGGCUGAGAUCCGCCUCGCGAAGCGCUUGUGGACCGACGCGCAGGCGCAGCGCAUCGUCGCGUACAUGGCGCGGCUGUGUGUCGAGCUGCUGCGCCACGGCUGUGCGGCGCGUCCGCUGCGCACACUCGCGCAUCGCAUCGGCGACCCGAUCGCCGCGUGGAUGGACGCGGCGUGUGUGGUGCCUACGCGCGCGGUGCCGCAUCCCGUCCUGCAGAGCCGGCCCGCGACGUACGCUCGUGUGGCCGACACGCUGAGCGCAUACGAUGCGCCGCUCAUGCUCCAAGUGUGGCUUGAGCGCGUGCAUCCCGCGCACGCGCCUGACCUCGUGUCGUGCACGUGGGAUGCGCUGGAUCGGUGGGCGGCGCGCCAUGCGCUCGCGCCGUCGCUCCAGGCGCGCGUGUGGGAGCAUGCGACGACGCGCGCGUGGCUGGAGGCGGAGGACGCGACGUACCUCGUCCGCCUCGUCGCGUUCCUGUGCACGAUGCCGAGCGCGCGUCUCUUGCGCCGCGUCGUCGAUGUCGUCGUCGAGCGCGCCGCGAGAGCGCCGGCGCCGUGGCUCGCGACGCUCGCGCGACUCGCGCCGUACGCGUCCGAGGCGCAUCUCGUGACCCUGCUGCGUGCGUGGCCAUCGCCCGCCGAGGCGAGUGAGGCGCAGCUGCAGGCUCUCGCGCAGCUCGUCCCGCACACUGGCACCGAGGCGCUGCGCCUGCUGCACACGCACAUGGCGUCGCUCAUGCAGCGUGCCUCGGACGCCGCCUGCGACGUGCUCGACGCCGUGCUGGACGCGACGCUCCCGCCGGGCCUCGAUCCGUUUACGCCCCCGACGCAUGGCUCGCUCGCGGCGCUUGCGCACGCGAGGACGUACGUGCCGCGCGCGCUGCCCGUCCUGCGCGACACGACGGCGGCUCGGGCGAUGUAUGCGGCGGCGAGCGCGCCGCCGCCGCGGCCGUGGGGACCGUACACGACGCUCGCGGCGCUCGAAGGGCCGCAUGCGUGUGCGUCGCCGCCUGUCGCGUCGCUCGUGCCUGCGUGCCUGCACGAUCCGCUGGCGUGUGCGACGGUCGCGGCGGCGUACGCGCUGGACGCGGCGUCGUGGGACGCGGCGCUGGACGCGGCGCUGCGAGGCGCCUCGCUCACGACGUUUUGUGCGCCGCAUGUCGCAUGGCUCGUGCACACGUGCGGCAGCGACAGACUGCACGCGGCGCUCGUCGACGUGGGCCUGCGCUUCCUGACGCGCCGCAUGGCCGAGGAUGCGCACGACGCGCCUCGGACCGUCGCAUGGACGCGCGCGCUGCGGCGCAUCGUGCGCCGCGUGCCGACGUCGCUCGCGGAGCCGAUGCUGGAGGCGAUCGUGCACCACCGCGCUACCGACACAGACGCGAUACGCCUCGCGCUCGCCGUCGCGCGCGCGUGCACGCUGCGUGACAGCGUCGCUGAGCGCCUGCUGCACGCGCUCGUCGCGCAGACCGACGUGGUGUAUGCGGCGACGCACACGCCCGCGUUCCGACGGCCGUGCGUCGCGCUGCUCGUGCGUCUCGUGCAGCGCGACUCGCUCGCGACGCCCACGACGCUCGCGCGCCUCGUGUACCUGUACCGCGGCACGACCGAUGCCUGCGAUGCGGCGCUGUGGGCCGUCCUGGAGCGCGGCACGCGAGACGGCGCGUGGGCCGCGGCGUGGUCCGCCGACAAGCAGACCGUGCCGACGUCGCUGCCGCUGGCAUCGUGCCUCACGGCGCUCCUGUCGCUGCUGCCGACGGCGUCGUACGACCCGUGGCUCGUGCUCAACCUCGUCGGCGGCGCGAUCCUCGAGCGCGAGACGCACGACGCCUACCUGACCGGCCUCGAAUGGCUCGCGAUCCUGCGCACGGGCGCCAUGGGCCGCGUCGUGACGUGCCUCUCGACGCACCGCGCCGCCCUGCGUCUGCACGCGAUGCGCGUGCUCGGCCAAGUGCACGCGUCGCUGCAGCCGACGGCGUUCCGUGAAAAGGAGCUCGUGCUGCUCGUCCUCGAGCGCGUCCGCGACGCCCUGCCGCCCCCGCCGCCCACGUCCGUCGCCGGCACGUACGACGAGGUGCCGUGGCUGCCGUCCAUGACGACCAUGCUCGCCGCCCACGCCCUGCGCCUCGUGGCGACGCCGCACGCCAGCGCCUUCCCCGACGUGUGCCGCUACCUCCUGCAGCGGCCGCGCCUCGACGUGCUCGAUGUGCCGAUGCUGUACCGAUCGCUGCACUCCACGCACGACUCGUGGGCCGCACAGCGCGCAUGGAUCCUGCGCUUCCUGCACGACGCCUGGCAGGCGCACGCCAGCGUCGCCGACACGCCGCACCCGCGCGGCUUGCAGCGCGCCCGCACGGAAUGGUCCAUGUUCAAGCGGCGGCACGUAUGGGACCUCGUGCUCAGCAUGUACGGCACGAUGCUCUCGUCCGCCGCCGCGCCGGACCACCGCUUCGCUCAGCAGCUCGAAGACGUGAUGCUCGCCGCCGCCGCGAUACCCCAUGUCGCGCAGGACCUCAUCACGCGCCGCGGCCUGCUCGGCUGGAUCACGCUGCGCAUCGCGAGCGAGCGCCCCACGUCCGAGCGCGCCGUCUUUUGGUACACGUGGCUGUGGACGCUGUGUGCGCCCCCGUCCCUGCCGCCCCACGCGACGCUCGCGCGCCUCGAGCGCCUCGAUCACCAGCUCGACGGCGCCCUCGUCCCCGCCGUGCUGCUGCCCGCGACGCACCUCGUGCGCACCGCGCCCUGGACAGACGCAUGUGCGCGCCCCGCGCUCGCCCUCCUCGCCGUGCUCGCCGAGUACGCCGCCCUGCAAGAUACCACGUGCCGCGAUCUCCGCCCCUGCCUCGCCGUGCUCGCCCCCCUCGCGUCAUGGCUGCGCACACACCCCGAUCGCGAUCUGCACAGCACGGCCCUGCGGUGCACACUCCUCCUCUCCGACGCCGGCGCGCCGCCACCCCACAUCCGCCGCCUGUUCGCCCUGCUGCGCCUCGAUCAGGUGCCCGCCACCCGGCCGUGGGCCGCGGCCGCCCUUCGUAGCCUCCACCUGUAG